CAUGCUGCCAUCGGCAGCAUGUUUUGAGUCAUAUUAGCUUGAACUGUCAUGGGAUUCUGGAAGUAGAAUAUUAAAUAGGCUGUUUAGAAAAAAUCCCGAAUGCUCUAGCUCCCUCUAAAGCCUGUAAUCAGCCUGUAAUCGUGCUUGCAAAAAUCGAGAGCUCCUGGUUUUGUUUAACCAACCAGGGGGGAGGAAUUGCUACCUGUCAAUCACAGCUUGUGCACACGCUGCUAUCGAGCCCGCCCCCCAUUCAUGCGCACGAAAGUUCUCCGUGUGUGAAAUUUUGAAGGCCUGCCGACGGCAGCUUUAAUGUUUGUUAUGGCUAUGUUUAAAUGUUAAUUGAUGAAGUUUGUUUUUCUAGCAUCAGACACUUCGGACAGCCUGCAGUAUCAGGCAAGACAUUAUAAAACUCUGCAGGACAUGUAUAAAACCAAGGCCAGGCCAAACAAGAAGGAUGUUGCCCAGCUCCUAGACCUUGAAUUCCAGUCAAGACGCGCCUUCAUUGACUCCGAUGUGACUAAGGAGCAGGACAGGCCUGUCAAGAUCCUUGAGGCGUAUCCCUGCUUUGGAGAAUUGGACCAUCUAAUGGAUGAACUCCUGCGGAUCCUCGAUCAAGGGAACCCCCACUUCCUACCUGAACUAAAUACCCGGCGGGCGACCUUUUUUGAGAGGGCACAGUUUUAUGGCGUUUUCAAGAAGGUCAUGAGGCCUCCACUGUUGGACAAAGCACAACAGUCAAUCGCCCUGAUGAAGGCAUUGCCAGACUUAUUUCCAUCACCUGUGGCUCCACCCAAGAAGUUGGGACAUGCAAGUGAGGCUUUGCUUCACAUCCUUAAGCCUACAGAAGACCCCAACACCUUUCUACGAGCAAGACCACUCUCCAGCCCGGUCGUUGUUGUCAGUGAAACUAACUGCAUACUAUCUAUUGGAACCACGCCUGUGUUGACUUUCCCAAAAGAGGAUAUCGAUGCUAGCGUAAUGUAUCUCAUGGCAUGCUAUUACAUCUUUCACCUUACAUAUCCCAAGUGCGUUGCCACACUCAUGUCUGUGCUGCAGACCGAGGUUCUCCUGGAUGCCAUCCACGACCAGGACUUCAUAUAG
Messenger RNA from Gadus macrocephalus (Pacific cod), 1101 nucleotides. RefSeq lists its product as uncharacterized. The record is from RefSeq and is a predicted model, not a curated record. Bases 343 to 1101 code for a protein of 252 amino acids. NCBI's taxonomy places the organism in Eukaryota, Metazoa, Chordata, Actinopteri, Gadiformes, Gadidae. The transcript has 4 exons.